Molecule: messenger RNA, 1582 nt
Organism: Spinacia oleracea (spinach)
Lineage: Eukaryota; Viridiplantae; Streptophyta; Magnoliopsida; Caryophyllales; Amaranthaceae
Exons: 2
Coding region: 924-1451 (175 amino acids)
Source: RefSeq, a predicted model, not a curated record
ACCAAAAAGCAUGCUACUCAAUCACAACCAUCUCAGGUUCCUAAGUCUAUUAUAUUUGGACCAUUCUCUCCACCGGGUACAACUACAUCGAUGGUUGCACCUCCAUGUUCGAGUACUGCAAAAAGUGCGCAGCAAGCUAUAUGGAAAACACCACCUACUGGAUCAGCAUCAAAUUCACUCGAGGCAUCAACUAAAAAUAAAAUUCCACCUAAGAUUACUUCCAAGAUUUCAAUUCAACCUAAUAUCCCACCUUCAAAACCACUGAAAUACCCUUCUACUUCCUCCGGUCAGAUCCCACCUAAUAUGCCACCUCUUGUGCCGCCUUCUAGUCAUACUAAAACAUCAGCAAGAGAUUCUCAAUCACAACAAAAAAGUGUUCAAGAACCAAAGGAGAACUCAACAAAAUCGAAGUCCUUGCGGGAAUAUCCAGAUUGGCGCGAAAAUGUAGAUUUUGAUGACAAGGAAGAGGUUAUGACCAUUGGUAAGUUCACUUAGUACUGCUCCUAGUAUUCUUAUUCUGAUUUUAGCUAAGCAUUUCCCUUUGAUAACGAGACUGUUCAGAACAAGUUUGGUAGGGCCUUGAAAGAAAGCCAUGGGUGACUUUGCAGGUUUGCCUCAAUUAGUGCCUCAUAUAUACAGCUGAAUCUUAAUUAAUAGUUAUCUAGACCAUUACCACCUAGAAAUUCCUGAUUACUAUCUCUGUCACAAAAAAUAGGCCAUCAUACAUCCCAAAACAAUAAAUAACUCCUACCUAAGUCUAUAGCUAAUCUGAUCAUGGACCAGGCAAUACACCAAUACAAUGUAUUUCUGAAUGUAAAACCAAAAGAAUCUGAAAUGUUUAAACAGCCGCAACAGAGUAUUUCCGGCAACAGAUAAACAGCUGGUCAUAUUUUGUUUUCAGCUUUGGUGUACUCCCUUAUUGUAUGUUCAUUGCUAUUAUACUAAACUCUUUUUAUGCAGAUGCUAAGGGAAAUUAUGGAGUGGCGAGUGGUCCUAUUCAGGCAAUCGAUGUCUGGAGUAACAACGGCGUCAAGUACUUUGUUGAAUUCAAUGACUUAUGUCAACCGCUUAGGAAAGGUGGACAGAUCCUGGUCAAAUUCAUUGAUAGCCUUGCAAAGAUGGAGCCUUACUGUCCAGUUGGAGAAACAGAUUGGAAAGAUGUCGAUGGGGCUUUAAAAGGAAAAUUGAUAGACGAGAUAAAAGAUCGCUUUGUUAUUCCUGAUGGUUCGGUAUACGUCACGCAAAUUCUCAAGCGUGCCAAUAAAAGCUGGAAGCACUAUAAAUACUCUCUCAAGAAAGAUUACUACAAACCAGAGGAGAAAACAGAAGAACAGAUGGUUAGAGAAGCAGUGCCGCGACAUGGAAUUAGCGGUAAAGAGUGGGUAAAGUUAGUUAGAUAUUGGUAUUCAGAUAAAGGGAAAGUAAGUACCACGUUUUUAAUUGAAGUUUAAUUGAUCUUUGUUUAUUAUUUGAAAAAGAUAAUUAUUUUCUUAAUAAAUCUCUUUGGAUGUGAGUGCAGAAAUUGUCAGAAUGUGGAAAAGAAGCACGAGCCUCCCAAACUCAAUUCACAGAUCUGGUUCUA